UGUGUGUGUGUGCACUUCAGAUUGAGCUGGGUAACACAAAACAGUGUGAGAUUUUUUUUAAUGUUUUGAAUCUGGUACAGACUUUCUGUGAGUCGGGCGAGACUGUGUGUGGUAUAAUUAAUUUGGUAUCAAUAACUGCUGUAUGAGUGAUUUAAAAAUUGGGGAGCAUGCACGAACAUUUGUAUGUGAGUCCCUAGGGAGGCUGGCUGGACCAAGUACGGACGGAAGGGAAAAGCAGGCAUAAAUCGGUACGAGAUAGGCUAAGCAGGCUGGAACAGCAGGACAAGGUAGGAGGAAAACAUUUGGCUGUGAGGGAUAACUUAGGGGAUUUAGGGGGGGCAUGUACAAAAGACUCUAAGGGCUGAGAGGUGUGAGACACGACCAGAGUUAUGGCUGAAUGUAAGAAAGAGAUGAGCCCGAUAGAGAGGGUGAUAAGCAAACACUGUACAGAUGAGAAGGACAUUAGGCAUUAUUGUAAAAAAUGGAGUGAGAAGACUAGUGGUGAGUGGAAAUGGCCCGAGGAAGGUACUCUUGAUGAACAGCUAUGCCAGAUAAUGAAAGAGAGAUUAGCUGUAUGGAAUGAACAGAAAAAAGGCUUGAGAGUGAGGGAGAAAUGUGUGAAGACAGAGAAGAUAGUGGACUGGUUUGUGAAGGCAGGGAAGGAGGAGAAGGAGAAGGAUAGACGGCAGAGAGAACGAGCAGAGGUGGUGGUAUGGAAGAAAGAAGAAAGGGAAGCAAGCCUAGGAAAAAAGAUAAAAGAGGCCAUUCAGAAGGAAUGGGCCGAGGCCCCGCCCUCAUAUAACCCUCAGUACCGCCCUCCCGUGAGACCUGUCGGAAGUGCCCCACCUGCCGGGCUUUACAUGAUGCAAGACCUGGAGGACAGAGAAGAUGAAUGGAAGGAAACCGAGGUGGACAUAUGGGGAACAUUCACCGGAUACCAAAGAAUGAGGCAUCGCAUGCGGGAGGAUGGAGAACCUACCAAAAUGGAAGAAGUAGCUGCCGGAUACGAGGAUAGAACCCCGAUCGAGGGCGAAAGCCCACGGCUGGACCUCCCACAGGUAGGCAACAAAGAGAGGGACAGGGAACUACAGGAGUAUAUGAAAAACUGGACCCACACUCCAGGGUGGCCGGAGCACGGGGAGAGUCCCACCAGCACUAGCACCCCGAGGCCAGGGUCACGGCCGAUGGUGCACAAGCAAAGAGACAAGAAACUGGAGAAAUACCGGAGCAGGAGGAGCAUAAUACCAGUGACAAUCAAGAAGGUCGUAGGAGUGAGAGAGGGCACGAAGUUGAAAACGGAGCACGAGGGGCUCCACAUACCAGAGGAGGAGAAAAAGGGGAGCCGAGAGACAAUGUGGGGCGGGUGGUCCAUAUAG
This is a messenger RNA of Ictalurus furcatus (blue catfish), 1376 nucleotides long. RefSeq lists its product as uncharacterized. The transcript has 2 exons. NCBI's taxonomy places the organism in Eukaryota, Metazoa, Chordata, Actinopteri, Siluriformes, Ictaluridae. Bases 390 to 1376 code for a protein of 328 amino acids. The record is from RefSeq and is a predicted model, not a curated record.